GGGUUUCUUAUCUCAAAUAUUAAAGAAGCUGUGAAUUCUACAGAAUAAAUAUAUGAAUGACUUGUUAGGUGCUGCUAAGUUGAUUGAUUAGUCAGUUUUUUUCUAAAUUCAAUGAGGAUGGUAGAGCCAAAUCUCAAUAAUUCUGAACAAAGGAUACUGACUCACAGUAAAAUGUUCCAGCUGAACAGAACUGACAUGUCUCGCAAGAUAGACCAAUCUCGCUUGGUGCUCGUGACUGGAGGCAGAAAUGCUAUGAUGAGUCACACCCCCAGUCCUCUUGACGCCAGCCCUGGUCUUGUGAUGGACCAUCAGACCAACAGUCCAUUAGACCUGAACUCUGGUGGAGACAGACCUGGUCCUGAAGAUGGGGACAGUUCUAGCCUAUGUACAGAAGGAGGUAACGGGACCUCUGGUGUGGUGGGAGGCAUGCCACCAGCCUCCUCUUAUCUCACUCUAGCAGCCGAUGAUAGGCAUCAUCACUCCUCAGGUGCCAGUAACUCCAGCAUAUCAAACUCGUGUGGCAACUCAAGCAGCUUGCUUCUCACGUCAGAUGUUGACCCUCCUCACUCAAACCUCUCCAACAACUCCAUCAGCAGCUCCAUAAAUCUCUCUAACAACGGCACCAUCAAUUUAUCCUCUAAUAACUCCAUUAAUUUAUCUACAAAUCAAGUCAAUAUAAGUGAGGCUAACAUGAAUCUCGCCCCAAAUAACUCUCUUAAUUUAAGCACUGGCUCAAUGUCUCAUCACCAGCAACAUCACCAUCACCACCACCAUCACCACCUCAGCAAUAAUUCACAAAGUCACAAUGCAUAUGACACUCUUGAAUAUAUGAGUUCAGAAGUGCCACUUGAAGGUGAAAACAGCCCCAAAUUUUCUGAUGCUCUUGAUACAAUGGAGAAUGUUUCUUUCGUGGACAUGAAUGAUCCCAACAUUUAUUUUGAGCAGAUAACGUCAAGCAGUGGCAGUGUAGGUAAUUUAGUGGCCAUAUCCCAGGGCAACUCUAGUAAUGUUAACAAUAAUGCCACUAACAUCAGUCAAUCAAACCAUAUACUGAACCUGCACAAUGCAGGCAAUGGUGGCAUCACAGUUGCAACAAGUGGUGUAGUGGGGUCUUCUCAUCACAAGCAAGAAUAUCAAACUCCUAAAUCUCAGCUGUUAGAAAGAGCUUACACAGACUACCUCAUUCAACAUUCUAAUGCCGCCAAUGCUGGGUCUAGCUCUACUCCUGGUGAUGUAGCAGAUGCUGGCAGCACACCUACCAGCACAGAUGAUUGUGCUGAUAUGACUACACAUCAAAUGCUUACCAUCAACUCCAUCAAUUCAAUAGACAGCAAUGAUCCAGACUUAGCUGACUUAGGAAGCUUCAGGAAGUCUCGCUAUGAUGUUGGUAAACGAGCAUCGUCAGUGUUGUUGGAUGAUGACACUCUGCAGGUGCAAGUUCACCAUACUGUAGAUCAGCACAUGAAAGGCCAGCAAAUCAUCAAUAAAUCAGGGAGUAAUGGCAUGAACGCUCUAUUGAGGCAACAGGAUGUGCAGAGGCAGCACCAAGCUGUUCAGUCUUCCCUCCCACAUAACCAUUUCAAGUUAACGCAAAGUCAAUUAAUGUCAAACCACAAGAAUCUUAUGAAUGACGACUUCAGGAUUGGUGGUAACGGAAAGAUGAUGGACCAGGGACGAUCUAAACAGUAUGCUAUGACCAUGACUUCUGAGCCUAAUCAAAUGGACUCCUUUAGAUUAUUUCACAAUGGAAAUUUACAAUUGCUCAGUGACGACCAGCAAUUGUUACAGGAGCAAACCCUACCUCAGCAGCAGCACGUGCCAAUGACACAAUUACAGCAACUCAGACUCCACCCUGUGAAUUCUCAAGAGGAAUCUGAUCCGUUGAACAAUUUGUAUGUGGAUAAAAAUUCUGAUCCUCUACAUAUUCCUGACAAUCCUCCUCAACAGGGCAUUUCCCAAACAUUGCACCACAAUCAUACGUAUGAGAAGCUUCACACAUCUCCUGUGCUGCAGCUACACCCGCAGCCUGCAAUGCAUCUGCAACAGAAGCGUGUACCUAUGAAGCUUCUGCCUGAGAGCUCUGUCAUGCAGCAACAUAUUAAUAACACAAAUAAUAAUACAAAUGCUAAUAAAGUGCAACAAGACCUCAAUGUCUUGCACCAAAUGACGGCCAUGGAGUGUGAACAACCACUGCAGCAGCAGCAAGACCAGCAUGCUUCCUUGCAACCACAGUCUCAUUCAUGUGAUGGUCUUCAACAAGCACCUCAAUUCAUGGUACAAAAAGUCAAUCAUAAGCAGGCAUUAAAGAACAGCAAUCAAUUCCGUGUUUGGCAAUCACAGCAGCAAAUUCGGCUGCAGCAGAAAUCUAAUUCAAUGACUCCCAAUAGUCUACCAAGAGCACCACAACAGCAGCAGCCACAACAGCAACAGCAGUUGGUUCGUGCCACCUGCAGUACUUCUAACAAUGUAAACAUUGUCCACAAUAAUAAUAAUAAUAACAAUAAUAGCGGCAUGAACAAAAACUCGUCUGUGCUGAUGUCUAGAAGUGGUCGUAUCAUCAGACGACGACCAGAGUAUGUUGAGUAUGUCAACAAUCAGGUCCACAAAGAAGACUCGGACGAUAUUGAUGAUGAAGAUCCUAUAAAGUUUUCUCACUCAUCCACACCAACUCAGCGGACACAAUCCCCUUCCCUCCAUAAACUGCAGGGCUACAACCAGCAGACCUGUGAUGUCACACCUUCCUAUCCUGAUCAUGAAAUUCUCGGCGAAGUUGUUUUCAAGACUGAGAUUAAACACAGUGAUAUUGACUCUGGGAUGAUACUGGAUGACAUUGAUUACGUAGAUAAUUCUAAUGAUGAGGACAUGGAUGAUUCUGUUGCAUAUGGUAUUGAUGGAAAGAAAUCCCUUCCUCAUAAAAAGCGUAUACCUAAAAAAUUAAAGAAUUCCAAGAAACUCACCAAAUGUUAUAAAUGUUCAACAUGCAAUGAGCAGUUGACAAGUUUUCAGCAAUAUCAACAGCACAAACAGGCCCACGCGCUGCAAGUAACCAAGACCAAGAGUCAUAUCUGUGAGCUGUGCAACAAAUCUUUUGAUUUACAGCUAAAAUUCUUUGAGCAUCUCAAAAGUCACUACGAGCCUGCCAAGAAGCACAAGUGUGAGGUAUGUACCGGCGAGUUUGACACACCCAUUGGACUGCAGGAACAUUCUCAGGUUCACCAACGGGAACACUUUCAGUGCAAGAUUUGCAACAAAACCUUCCGGAAAGAAGUGCUUCUUACUAACCACGUGAAUUCUGAGCAUUUCUCAAACGAGUUUGAUUCAAGUGAACUGGAGGAGAAAGUAUAUACGUGUUCUGUGUGUCCCAAAAGCUUCCAUAACCAAGUUGCUCUCGACUGCCACGUCUCAACUGAUCAUUUUGACAAUCCUCCUGAGUACAACUGUGAAGACUGCUAUCAGGCAUUCGAGAGCCGCCUCAAACUCGCCACGCACCGUAAACACGAACACAAAGAGGAACCCCUAAACACCAGCCCAUUAGGCUCCACUAAUGUCGCCAGAACUCCUGCGGGCGUCACACCUAAAGCCACCUCUACAAGUAAGAAGAAAUCUUCCAAGACGACCAAGGCUGCUAAGGGCGGCCAUCAGUGCAGUGAAUGUCCCAGGAUAUUCCAGCACAAGAAUUCCUUGACCUAUCAUAUGCGAGGUCACACAGGAGAACGACCACAUCCCUGCAAUCAGUGCGACAAGAGAUUUUUUGCUGCGAGUGCCCUGAAGGUGCACCUGCGCGUACACUCCGGGGAGCGGCCUUACGAGUGCAAGAAGUGUGGCAAAAACUUCAGGCAAUAUGGCGACCUUAAAUACCAUCUCACGUCGGUGCACUCUGAUGAAAGGUCGUUCCAGUGCGAGUACUGCGGCAAGGCGUUCAAGCGGAAGUACUGCCUCGUGGUCCACCGCCGCAUCCACACCAACGAGAAGAACUACAAGUGUGAGCAGUGCCAGAAGUCGUUCCGUGCCGCGUCAUACCUUCAGAACCACCUUCUCACUCAUACCGGUGAACGGCCUCAUCCUUGUCCUCAGUGCAACCGAGCCUUCAGGGUUCGGUCUGACAUGAAACGACAUCUGCAGACGCAUAACAAGCAGUCCCUGACCGCCAUACUUGGAGUUGCUGUGUCAGCCAACAACUCCAACCCUGCUCCAUCCCCCCUGCAGCAUCAUAACUCCAACUCCUCCCAGCUCUCCAUGAACCUUACCAGCAGCGCCCAGCUACUCACCAUGUCUUCCUCCUCAGCUGCUGCUGGUGGUUCUCAGCUGUCCAUGAUCUCUCCCUCAGGAGGCUCACAGCUAACAAUGACUUCUCCAUCUGGGGGAGUCCAGCUGUCGUCUGGUGGCCAGCUGUUCAUUACCUCAUCUAGCAGCACCCAUCACCUGAACUCACCCAUGACCUCGUCUACCUCCCAGCAUCACAUCCUGACGACGAGUAACCCUACCGUGACCGGGAGUCACGGUACCGUGACUGGCAUAACGGGGCAACUUAACCAACAGCAGCAGGGGUCUGUGGGGUCCUCGGUGUGCGUGAGCUCGGCAGGGAUCGUGGAUAACAGUGGGCAGCACACUCACCUCCAGCCCAUCAACUUCAUCAGACAAGGAAACGUGCCCUCCACGCACCACAUCAAGUUCAUGCAGAGUCUGGAAGGCAGCGGCGGCCAACAAAACAUCGUUAUUAGCGAUUCUCCAGGCUUGAAUUCUGAAGGUGGCUUCAAGAUUUUAAUAGUUCCUGCCCUUCACUCCUCGGCACGGUCCAUCACCACCGCCAGACAGGGCACGCUCAUUACCAAUGGUGCCGCGAACAACCAACAUCAUGACAUCACCUCCGCACCCCAGCACCACACCAACAACAACAACAACCACCACCACAGCAACCACAACCAUCCUUCCUCCUGCACAUCUCCUCAGGAUACCACCGUUAUUUAUCCUGCUGGGUCAAUUAUCCCAUCGUCUACCCUGAGUGGAGGUAACUGCGUGGUCACAACAUCCGACGAUGUCAACAACGAUGAUGUUUCUAAUGGUUCAUCCACCACCAACGUCAUCAUAAUGGGUGCUGAAUCUGACUCCGUUAUGGCCGGUAAUGAGACCAUACUCUCGAGUAACGGUACCGUGCUCGCCAGUAACGGUACCGUUAUCUCGAGUAACGGCACCGUUAUAACGGGCGGCAGAGGUCUGCUGGAUCCUGACGAGGAUGGCAGCGCUGCACAGGCCGUUACUGGGGCGACUGAUCAGGUCUUUAGCGUGGACUCUUACCAGCAGAACUUUCUACUGAACGCCUGAAGAGAAUAUCGUCAUCGUAAAUCUACGUUUUAUUUGUAUCGUUAAAAUCUACGUUGCAUUUAUAACGUUAAUGAAAGAGAUCAUCUGUUACUGUCAUAUCACAUGUUUUGUUCGAUGUUUUUUCUCUGUCUCGGAAAUAUUUAUCUGGGCUUUUCUUCCCUGCCAAACUGUCCAUAGAAAUCGAAUACUCAAUCAGAAUAUCUGAAAUUCUUUGCUUCAUGUCAACUUAGAUUAUCACGAUCGUCCUUUUUUAAACUGUGUCACCUAGUGCAGCUGCUCAGUCAUGAUUUUCAGUGAUUAUAUGUCAUGUAACUUUGUCAGAGCCAUCGUUACGAUUAAUAUCAGGGCCAUCAUUCACUUUAAUUUAUUUCUGCUCAUAAGACCACAUCCACUCAGAGAAAUGAGUGAGACAUUGUCCAAAUAACGAGGCACUUCUUGCUAUUGUGUUGAUUUUGCCUGGCCCCGUUUCUUACGACACAAGGGCAUCUCUUUGCUCGUGCUGUGGAUAUGAAAGGGUCACUAUGUUGAAAUUGUGACCCAUUCAUUUUUCUGAAUUUACUUCAACUGGUAAUGCUAACUACGACAUUAGUUCGCUUUGCAGCUCUGCUGUUAUAUAUAUUUGUGCGAGUAUAUUCCACACAUGUCAAUGAUGAAGCAUUAUAACGUUAUGUUGUAAUGUUAACAGGCUAAUCUAUCGCUUCCGUUACUCUUAUUGAAUAAGUUGUUGUUAUUUUGACGUUAUAUUGAACGUUACUGCUCCUCCUGGCCAAAGAGGCAGAACCUCUUCGGCUAGCAAGUGACUUGGAACAAUGUAUAAUCAAUAUUAUUUCAACAUCGUUUAAUCUAGGUCAUUUCAACAUUGUUUAUUCAACGUUAUUUCAGCGUUGGAUGCCUAGUGGGCGCUUCAAGUAGUUCACAAUCCUAUGGGGUUGACUUCAUAGUAUUCUUGUAUAUUUAUAUAUUUGUAUCAACACUACAUAGUAUUCUUGUAUAUCUAUGUAUUUGUAUCACCAUUUCCUCUUGUAUUUUUUGUAAUUUCUAACUCCCUCUUGACCGCCUAUCAGAACUUGCAUGUUUUUGAGCUAGAACUGUAUUUAGUUGACUACUUGCCUGGUGCUCUCUGGUGCUUACGAAAAGUUCUAAAUCAAAUAACAUUGUUGAUACUCCAUGUUGUAUUAAGAUCAUUCGAAGCUUUAUUUCCUCAUGUGAUUUCACGACUGCGUUUCUCAGUCGUGUGUAAAUAAUGUCUUCUCGCCUCCUCUCCUGCAACUGAAGACAUGACGAACUUCCCAUUACAUUUGUAAUUCUGUGUACAAUUUCUCAUGCAUUAUCAACCAGUACUUGCUAUUAUGAUAUUAAGUUUUUGUACGAACCUUCAGCGGAUGCCGUAUUUAUUUUAUAAGUUUAUGUCUGCAUUUUAUAGGCUUAUAUAUUUUAGAUACGAGCGCGGGCAGCUAGGAAUUUGAUUGGCUUAAGAUCCAAGCUCAAUUGAUUUAUUUAGUUACUUAUUGUAUUUAAAUACCACAGUUGACGUAUAAAAGUACCUCCUUUGUUGUAUUGUUUCAGAAUGAAAUGUAGUGGCAUCGUGUACGACUGUACGUAAUAGUUACGAUCAUGUGUAAAUUACUGAUAUGUUGCAAACAAAUUAACGAAAGUAAUUCAGGGUUAGAAAAUGUACAAAAGAAGUAUAAUUAUUUCAUCUUUGGAAUUAAGUUUUUUUGUAAUUUGUUUAGUGUUUUAUUUUGUGCUACAAGUUUGUCUUUCUGCAGAGGCAAUAAAUAAUGCGAUUUUUGCACAUUCAUUGCUUGGAUUGAGCAGUAGUCGGUGAUGAGCAGUCGUUCACUCGGCGUGAUGAGGCAAUUAUAAUGCAUUAAAUGUGUUAAGGAAAUGCUACCAUUAAGGCUUGGUUCAAUUCCAUGUUUUUGGGGGGCAUGGAAAGCUGUUGUGUGCCGGGCGGUUGCGGGGUUAAGACGUUGAUGAUGUUCAUCUCUGUUAUUGUUAACCAAUUAUAUUUUUUCGUUUUUUUUUAUUGUUGACCGAAGUUUUUCUUCUUCGUCUGCUUCUGUUCGCCUCAUUUUUCGUUUAUCUGCUCUUUGAGAUGCCAAACUUGCCUCUCUCUUGGCAGGUCCAGCAUGCUGGUUCGUUUGAAAUUUUAUUCUCUUGUUGUUGAAGAAUCGGUGUUGAUUUCGAGAAAUUUAGUCGCGCAACUUUUUCUUCAUAUGAGUUUCACACUUGAGGAAAAACUUUCGUGUAACAAAAAUAAUUAUCUUGUAACAUGCAAAGACUUAUAACACAAACCGUGUAGUACAGACCAUCUUCGUACAAUGACGAGACAAACGUACCUCAAUACCUGUAUACAUGCUACUUUAUUCGUGCCACUGUACCUGUAUCUUCAAUACGGUAAUGUUUGAAUGUUAUUGCGGCUGAACUAUACUAGUAUAAUAUAUGUUAUGGUCCUGAUAAUAUGAACGGAAUCGUACUGCUAGCUCACGAAUAUGCGUGCUCCGUGCAAAUAUUCUUGUGCGCAUUGCUAUAUACGGCAGAAAAUUUAGUCGUAUUUUUGUGCACUGAAUUUCAGUUUGUAAAUCUAUUAAUUUAUUAAAUUAAAGUUUCGUUCGUGGGCCACAGUUUGUAUGAAAAGCAGUGAAUGUCUCUACGUCUAUAUUAAGGUUUCAAAAAUGUUUCAAUAUACACUGCGAAAUUUCCGAUUACACGAGUGUGAAUAUUGUGUACAUUUGUAACAAAGCUUUGAAUUUAUUUUUAUACUGGCUGUUGGAUGAGCGAAAUAUCCUACAAUUAAAUGUCUACGUUAUCUAAGUCGUCCUUGUCAUUCUUGUUGAAAAGUAAAGAAUUGAGAACUUG
Molecule: messenger RNA, 8184 nt
Organism: Hyalella azteca
Lineage: Eukaryota; Metazoa; Arthropoda; Malacostraca; Amphipoda; Hyalellidae
Exons: 9
Coding region: 112-5322 (1736 amino acids)
Biological process (GO): regulation of transcription by RNA polymerase II
Cellular component (GO): chromosome
Molecular function (GO): chromatin insulator sequence binding
Source: RefSeq, a predicted model, not a curated record